AUGCGGACGUACACGGCGCGGAAGAAAGAGAUCGAGGCGCUGUCCGAGGAGCUGCCGGCGCUCGAGGAGUACGUCGACUACCUCAAGCACCAGGCGGCCACGAUCAACAACCAUACCAACUCGACGCAGAAGCAGCAGCUCGUCAACUCGUGCCUGCGAGACACCGCCCACCGCCAGCAGCUCGCCCUCGCGCGCAUCCACUCGGCGCUGUCGGACUUCACCAGUCGCCAGGAGAAGCUCCUCCCAUUCGACAGCUUCAUCCACCUACGCGCAGACAGGAGGCAGCGGCUGCAGACGCUGCUGAAUAUCAAGUCGCGGAUGCUGCGCGACGCCCGCCGCUUCAUGCGCGAGCACACCGCGUUCAUGGACUUGAGCGUGCCCAGCUCGGAGCUCAGCAGCUUCGUGUCUCCGUCGGGCGACUACUGCGCGCUCAAGUUCGUCGUCAUGCCGCUGGAGGGCGACUUCAGCGCCAAGCAGGUGUUCGACACGCUCAAGUUCUACCUCUUCCACAUGGAGAUCAUGAUCUCCGAGGCCACGGGCGACCUCACGCUGUGCGAGGAGGAGGAACCCGAGAACCAGGCCGUCUCGCUGCACCGCUUCCUGCGCUCCACGCCCAGCGGGUUCCAGGUCGAGUCGAACGACGUCAUCUUCUGCCACUUCGACGAGCAGAACGACGAGUUCGGGGACGGCCGCGAGUACGGCGUCAUCGCCAUCGACUGCGUGGACAAAGACGACCUGCACCCGUACUCGCCCGACAAGAAGCUGCGGCAGGACCUCACGUCCAUCCUGACGGUCCAGACGCACAAGCACAAGGUGCCGUGCCCUCACAACCCCAAGAAGCUGCAGACGAGAACGGAGGUGGUGAUGGCUCGCAGCAACUUCUUCAAACUGCAUCGCACCUCGCUGCCGCUCUCGAGGAUCGAGAUGCAGGAGACCAUCGACCGGUUGGCAUGUCGAGGCAACCUCCUCUUCAACUCGGUUCGAGACUCGUUGUCGUCAGCCUCCGCCAAAUAA
Molecule: messenger RNA, 1014 nt
Organism: Phytophthora sojae
Lineage: Eukaryota; Oomycota; Peronosporomycetes; Peronosporales; Peronosporaceae
Exons: 2
Coding region: 1-1014 (337 amino acids)
Source: RefSeq, a predicted model, not a curated record